UCAAAUAUCGAAAACGAAGCCAGUGAUCCAAUAAUUCAAGACGAGAUCCUAAUUGAAAAUGAUCAAAUGAUAGAGGAAAAUGAUGAAUUAGACCCAGACAUAUUACAGUUACUAGGGUCAGAUCCAACACACGAUAAAACCUUUGGUGAAAAUUUACAUAAAGAUCUAGCUAUGAGAUGGAAACAUAUUUUAACCAACGGGAUACCUAAAGAAGAAAAAGCGAAUCUUUUAAAAGAAUAUUUACCCGCAGAAAAUUGUAUCCCCAUGAAAGCACCGGUACUAAACCCGGAGUUGAAGUCGGCAUUGUCCGAUAACAGCUUAAAAAAGGACUCGUACAGUGAGCACAAACAAAAUCAAAUGUCUAGCUGCAUCUCGGCUAUUGGCAAAGCAUUAAACUUAGCUUUGACACAAGUGGAAAAUACCCCACAAGAAAUUAUUAAAACUCUGAGCGAUGCAGGGCGCUUACUGUGUGACACUCACUACAGAGAAUCCCUUUCGAGAAGGUUUACUAUUGUUAAUUCCAUAAGUAAACAAAAACGUGAAAUAAUAAAAAAUACAAAAACCGACGCAGCGUUCGAGAUCUUACCCACAACAGACUCGACGACGUUGAAUACAUUAUCUCAGGUGGCGCUUCUAAGUGUAAAUACAGCUCCCAGUUAA
This is a messenger RNA of Achroia grisella, 660 nucleotides long. RefSeq lists its product as uncharacterized. NCBI's taxonomy places the organism in Eukaryota, Metazoa, Arthropoda, Insecta, Lepidoptera, Pyralidae. Bases 67 to 660 code for a protein of 197 amino acids. The record is from RefSeq and is a predicted model, not a curated record. The transcript has 3 exons.